This is a messenger RNA of Meira miltonrushii, 1240 nucleotides long. RefSeq names its product P-loop containing nucleoside triphosphate hydrolase protein. Gene Ontology annotation, molecular function: DNA binding; ATP hydrolysis activity; DNA clamp loader activity. The transcript has a single exon. Gene Ontology annotation, cellular component: Rad17 RFC-like complex; Ctf18 RFC-like complex; DNA replication factor C complex. Gene Ontology annotation, biological process: DNA repair; DNA-templated DNA replication. Bases 31 to 1089 code for a protein of 352 amino acids. The record is from RefSeq and is a predicted model, not a curated record. NCBI's taxonomy places the organism in Eukaryota, Fungi, Basidiomycota, Exobasidiomycetes, Exobasidiales, Brachybasidiaceae.
CACUUCCAUCCUUUUUCUUUGGCUGACAGGAUGUUGUACGUUGACAAAUAUCGACCUAAAUCUCUCUCAGAGUUACACUAUCAUGCCGGAUUGAGCGAACGUUUGACGUCUCUUGCAUCUCAUGAGGACUUUCCUCAUAUGCUCUUUUUCGGUCCAAGUGGAGCAGGAAAGAAGACGAGAAUCAUGUGUUUGUUAAAAGAGUUGUAUGGAAAUGGAGCUCAACGAUUAAAGAUCGAUCAAAGAAUCUUUCUCAAUCCCAGUAGGAGAAAGAUUGAAGUGAACAUUGUGACGAGCAAUUAUCAUAUCGAAUUAACACCUAGCGAUGCGGGAGGAUACGAUCGUUUAGUCAUUCAAGAUAUCCUCAAGGAAAUUGCACAAACACAACAAGUAGACCAAAAUGCAAAACAUCGAUUCAAAUUGGUCAUCAUUCACGAAGCAGAUGCUCUUUCAAGAGACGCACAAUCAGCCUUACGCAGAACAAUGGAAAAGUACAUGUCAAAUAUGCGUUUAAUCUUGUGUGCAACCAGUACGUCAAGAAUUAUUGCACCAAUCCGUUCAAGAUGUCUUUUGAUGCGUGUAGGAGCGCCUAAUGAGGGAGAGAUGACAGCAGUGUUGAAGCAUGUUGCAAAGAAGGAGAAAUUCCACCUACCGGAUGAGAUCUCAUCACAGAUCUAUCGUGAAACGAACGGCAACCUUCGUAAAGCGAUCCUUGUCUUGGAAGCACUGAGGAUGCAAACUUCCGAUUUAAGCGGCUCGAUUUCGAUCGCAAAGCCAGAUUGGGAACUUUUUGUUGGCAAGACGGCAGACGCAAUCAUCUCGGAACAAUCGCCUGAACGUCUCUUUUUUGUGCGCGGAAAAUUGUAUGAAUUAUUGGUUCAUGCUAUUCCACCAAGAGUGAUUAUUAAAACUCUCACCGAUCGACUUGUGGAACGAUGCGACGAAGAUUUACGUGGAGCGAUUGUAGAAAAAGCGGCAUUUUACGAACUUCGCUGUCGUCAGGGAAACAAAGCGAUCUUUCAUCUUGAAGCCUUUGUUGCCCAAGUAAUGGCGAUGACAAAGAGCUCUUUCGAGGGAAUGGAAUGGGAAUGAGUUCUUCUCUGAUAUCAGGUUUUCCAAACGUCAUACUUUGUAAUAUAAUAGAUAUACAUUAUCAUGAGAGAUCUUGAAUCUGAGACAUUCAUGCGAUGUAAGAGUCCGCCUAUUCGUAUAAAGAGGUAUAGAAAAGAGCAUGCAUUAAUGG